AUGUUUAGACAGAUAUGGGUCCAUCCGGAGGACCGUCGCUACCAGCAAAUACUUUGGAGGAAUGAGCUAUCGGAACUAAUUCGCGUCUACCAGUUGAACACCGUCACUUACGGUCUCGCCAGUUCGCCGUUUCAUGCAACACGAAUCUUGAACCAAUUGGCCACAGAUGAGGGAGGACGGUUCCCAUUAGCAGUUCCAAUUAUUCACAAGGGGACUUAUAUUGACGACGUACUCUCAGGGCAUGACAACCAUCAGUUACUCAGCGAGUCAUGCAAACAACUUAUGGAGAUGCUGAAAUCAGCCGGAUUCGUGCUCAGAAAGUGGACUUCUACUGAUCCUGCCAUACUAUCGAGUAUUCCUCAGGAGCUGUCGGAAUCUGCCCCACAAUUGGAAAUUGAUCAGUCAACCGCAGUGAAAACACUUGGUUUGUUGUGGUUCCCUCAAACGGACAUGUUCAAAUUCAAAAUACCACAACUGACAGCGCUAGAUGUAGUCACGAAGCGAAUCGUAGUCUCAGAAAUGGCUCGCCUUCUCGAUCCGCUAGGGCUUCUGGGACCUGUUGUAGUAAACGCAAAAAUGUUUGUACAAAGACUCUGGGCUGAUAACAUACCAUGGGAUGAAGAGCUGUCGGAAGAGCACAGUGUUUGGUGGAGGAAUUACCGUUCAGAUAUCCUCCAACUUCGUUCAAUAGAAAUUCCCCGAAGAGUUUUGUUCAACGCCAGACGUGAAUAUAAUCUGCACUGUUUCUGCGACGCAUCCCAGCGUGGGUACGGAUGCUGUGUCUACGUAGUCUCACCAGAUGAAACUGGGAAGCUCCACUCUCGAUUGCUCACUUCAAAGGCUCGUGUCGCUCCUCUACGAGGACAAACAAUUCCAAGGCUGGAACUUUAUGCAGCGCUCUUGGGAAGUCAAUUAAUCGACAAUCUUCGUAGAACAACCGAGUUUUCUAACACCUAUUGGACCGACUCCACAAUCGUGCUGCACUGGAUCAAAUCACAGUCCAACAACUGGAAGGUUUUCGUCUCAAAUCGUGUGGCGGAAAUACAACGCCUAACUAAGGGAUCGGAGUGGAGGCAUGUUCCUACCGAAUUUAACCACGCUGAUCGCAUUUCUCGCGACACUGUGGCAAGCGAACUUUUGGAAGACAAGUUAUGGUGGCGUGGCCCGAGCUACGCCACGACACCCGUCGAGCUAUGGCCACUGCGUGUGAUUUCGCAGCCAUCUGGACAGAUGCUUCAGGAAGAAUCCUGCGUUGCAGUUGCACUCCUUAUCAGCCAAGCUGAUUCAUCCUUGAUCGACAAGUUCUCCGAUCUCGCGAAGCUGAUCAGGACAGUUUCCUAUUGUUAUCGCUUAUACAAUAACUGCAAGUUGCCGAAGGAGAAGAGAAGCACUGGAUCAUUUACGCCAAGCGAUGGCCAUUCCACAAUGAAGGUUCUCGUUCGCCUAGCGCAAGCUACCGCUUUUCCAUCCGAAGUACGGCUCUAUCAAGAUCGUCGAGGAAGCCCAGUUAAUCCAUAA
Topomyia yanbarensis is the source of this 1518-nucleotide messenger RNA. RefSeq lists its product as uncharacterized. Lineage: Eukaryota; Metazoa; Arthropoda; Insecta; Diptera; Culicidae. The coding region runs from base 1 to 1518 and encodes 505 amino acids. Gene Ontology annotation, molecular function: nucleic acid binding. The record is from RefSeq and is a predicted model, not a curated record. The transcript has a single exon.